Sinocyclocheilus rhinocerous is the source of this 755-nucleotide messenger RNA. Its product is annotated as glutathione S-transferase 3-like. The record is from RefSeq and is a predicted model, not a curated record. Gene Ontology annotation, molecular function: glutathione transferase activity. Lineage: Eukaryota; Metazoa; Chordata; Actinopteri; Cypriniformes; Cyprinidae. The coding region runs from base 135 to 755 and encodes 206 amino acids. The transcript has 5 exons. Gene Ontology annotation, biological process: glutathione metabolic process.
ACCCGGAAGUGUGAAAAAGGUCCAUUGGCGUACGCAAACUGAAAGUAGCUGUCACACAGUGGACUAAGAUUAUUUAGUUUCUGUUAAAUUUAUAUAUUAAAAAAAGGUUUGAAGUGUCGCUUUAUUUCGUGAAAAUGUCUGAGAAAGUUGUGUUGCGUUACUUCAACGGAAGAGGAAAAAUGGAGUCGAUCCGUUGGCUUUUGGCUGCAGCUGGAGUCGAGUUUGAGGAAGUGUUUUUGACCAAAAGAGAGGAGUAUGAAAAACUGCUCAAUGAUGGAGCCCUGAUGUUUCAGCAGGUGCCUUUGGUUGAAAUAGACGGGAUGCAGCUCGUGCAGUCAAAGGCCAUCUUGAAUUACAUCGCUGGAAAAUACAAUCUAUAUGGAAAAGACCUUAAAGAACGGGCUAUGAUCGACAUGUAUUCAGAGGGUGCCAGCGAUCUAAUGGAUAUGAUUAUAAUGCAUCCUUUCAAACCAGCUGAAAACAAACAGAUACACCUCAGUACUAUAGAGCAGAAGGCCACAGAUCGCUUUCUUCCUGUGUUUGAAAAGGGUCUUGCAAACUCUCAGUUCCUUGUGGGAAACCAGUUGAGCCGUGCUGACGUUCACCUUCUUGAAGCCUCUCUGAUGCUUGUUAAUCACCAAUUAAUCUGCAAGCUUCCUUUUUGUUACAAGAUUAAAGCGGAGAUUCUAAAACCAACAGAUUUAUUUGGAAUGUUCAAGAUGCAACUUGGUGAUUACAAAAUGAUAAUACUGUGA